Molecule: messenger RNA, 3426 nt
Organism: Coregonus clupeaformis (lake whitefish)
Lineage: Eukaryota; Metazoa; Chordata; Actinopteri; Salmoniformes; Salmonidae
Product: transmembrane protein adipocyte-associated 1 homolog
Exons: 11
Coding region: 185-1330 (381 amino acids)
Biological process (GO): G protein-coupled receptor signaling pathway
Cellular component (GO): plasma membrane
Molecular function (GO): G protein-coupled receptor activity
Source: RefSeq, a predicted model, not a curated record
ACAGGUCGAUGUAGAAAAUAAACGAAAGUGGUUUGUCAGGUGACUAGAUAGCUCGGAUAAUUUAUUAAUUAAACAGUAUUAGACAACAGUAUGAUAGCUAGGUUGCGUUUACCAAAGUUAUUGUCCUGCAGAAUAUACAACUUGCCCUUGAAUUUGAGACUACUGAAACGGCUUUGAAUGCAUUAUGCUUGACACCGUGACUGCGGUGGUGAGAUCUGCGCAAUACAAUGGCAGCGUAUUGCCUACUACCUCAGUGGAGAACACAUCAGCAACCCCAACUUGGGGACCAGAGCCUCACAGAUGUCUGCAGGUCCUAUACGAGGACAUUGGCGAGUUAAGAGUGCGGUUUUGGGACCUCAUGCUGCUCAUUCCCAAUGUAGUCUUCUUCAUGUUCUUGAUGUGGAAGCUGCCCUCAGCCAGGGCCAAAAUCACACUCACCUCCAGCCCCAUCUUCAUUACCUUCUACAUUCUGGUGUUUGUGGUGGCAGCGGUGGGAAUCACCCGUGCCAUAGUGUCCAUGACGGUCAGUGCAUCCAGUGCUGCCACCAUCAUUGACAAGGUGCUGUGGGAGAUCACCCGUUUCUUUCUGCUGGCCAUUGAGCUCAGUGUGAUUAUCCUGGGACUGGCUUUCGGCCACCUUGAGAGUCAGUCCAGUAUAAAGCGUGUGCUGGCUAUAACUGCUGUACUGGCACUGGGCUACUCAAUCACACAGGGCACUCUGGAGAUCCUGUACCCUGACGAGCACCUGUCUGCCGAGGACUUCAACAUCUAUGGCCACGGAGGACGGCAGUUUUGGUUGGCCAGCUCCUCCUUCUUCUUCCUGGGCUACUCUUUGGUUGUCAUCCUUCCCAAAACCCCAGUGAGGGAGAGGAUAUCCCUGCCUUCUAAGAAGAGUUUCUAUGUGUACGCUGCCAUUCUGUCCCUGCUCAACCUGGUCCAGGGGCUGGGCAGUGCCCUGCUGUGUGCCGGCAUCAUAGAGGGGCUCUGCUGUGUGGACGUCACCACCUUCCUCUACUUCUCUGUGUUCGCCCCACUCAUCUAUGUCACCUUCCUCAAAGGCUUCUUCGGCUCGGAGCCCAAGGUCCUCUUCUCCUACAAGUGCCAGGUGGACGAGCCGGACGACCAGACGGAUGUCCACCUGCCCCCCGCCUCAGGCCUGGGCCGCAAGGAGCAGCUGGAACAGGGCUCCUUCUACUCCAGCACCCAGAUAGACGGCCUGACUGCCGUGUCCAUGGGCACCGGCAUAGCUGCCUACCUGGACGACGUGGCCUCUGGUCCUUUCGGGGCGGGCAGCAUCAACAGCGACUGCUGGAGGGCAAUCAACGCCUAAGAGAAGAGGGGAGAGUAGAGGAAAUGAAAGGGCAGGAUAGGGGAUGUGUGCUAGUAGGAGAUGUGGGACUGGUUGAGUAGUGAGUGGAGAGGUUGGAGUUUGCUAUGGCUCUCUCUCUCCCUCUUCCUCUGGAGACAAUGUGAAUUGAGAGUUUGACUCAUUUCAGCCCCUAUCUGUUUUCCAUAUUCUCCAUUUUGGUUCUUGCUGCCUCAUCCAUUCUGGCUCAAACAUGACAUUUCCUACCAUUAUCUGCUGGGGAUAUUUCCACAGCUUCAGUCCAGUCAAGUAUUAUCCCCCCUGUAAGUGAGUCUGUGGACGACAAAGAUAAGAAGACAAUGUAAAUCUAUGUUAAGUGUAAAGGUAAUGUCCAAUACAUUCCCAUCGAAGGGGUCAGGUGAGGUCAAGUCCAUUAACUGUGGCCUUGUAUUAGAUGUGACUACUCGUUAAUCAUCUCGUAUUGAACAACUGUGCCUCGCUCCCUAUAGGCCAGACCUGUUCUUAUCACGCUAGGACCCUUCUCUAAAUUGUGUCACUCAUAAUAGAUCAAGUGUGCUUAAUUCUUUUUAUUUUUGUUAUCAGUCCUUUUUUCCCCUCGCGUUGAUGAUUGAAAGCCUACAGUGUACCGUCAUUGUAUUAAUUGAAGAACUCUUCGGCUUGAGUCUGCAGGGGCUUUGUAUGCCGUGUCAGACUAUUAGCAGUGCAACUGGUAUCCUUGUAACUUGCUGCUGGAACUGGGAGAGACCCAAAAUGGACGCCAUGUCGCACCUGCAUCACCUCUACCUAUUUUAUGUUAUUGUUUGCCGACUGUUUUAUUUAUUUUAGUUACUGCUCGGUUUUAUGUCGAUAGGUAGUUCCAUCAGCUGAUCAUUCCUGCUGAAAGUAAAACUUUCCAACCACCAAUCAAAUGAGAUGGAGAAGGCAGGAAUAGCAUUUGUGGUUAAACUAUGUCUUUUUUAUAUCAAUAAAUAUUCAUGCCCAUAUACAUUGUAUUCAAGGUUAUUUUAAGGACUUGACAUUUGUGGUUUUCAAUAUAUGAAAUUAUUGAUUAAGUCACCUUAUGGUGUUGCCCAUGUUUUCUUUAUAGUCAAAGCCCUGAUUUCAUCACAAAGAAAGAGCAACUUUUAAACACAGUCCAUCUGAUUGCUCAUGAUGCUCAACGCACCCUAAAGACCAAUUUUCAUGAAGCGCUACUUCCUUGCAUUAAUUCCUACUUGUAUGUCUGCUGUGAACUUAGUAGCUCACAACACAUGGCUUUCUGGGAAACCAAUUCCAUUGGUGGCUGAAAACAAUGUCAUUCUAGUUUGUGUGAAUUACGAUGUCCCUUUUUUUAUUUUAGUUUUGUUUAUGCCCACUUGAUUUUGUCACUGAUAUUAAUUCUCCCAAAGAGAAUUGUUCCUUGGAAUGUUAUACGUUUGGUAUGGUAAAAUAUGAAGUGGGUAAAGUUAUUCAUGUGACAUAUAGCAUCCAGGGGAGGCUGCUGAGGGGAGGAUGGCUCAUAAUAAUGGCCGGAACAGAGUGAAUGGAAUGACAAUGUAUUUUAUACCAUUCCACUGAUUCCACUCCAGUCAUUACCACGAGCCUGUUCUGCCCUGUGAUAGCAUCAGUAUGUAAUAUAAAUAUAUUUAUUUUUUCAUAAGCGUAAGCCACCACAAAGCAAGCGUUUAUAUUGCCAUUAUAGUAUUUUAUAGGAGUCUUCUACCUUGCUCUUCCCAACACUUGCCCUGCAUCAACAGACUGUAGCUUGCUCUCAAACACUGGCUUCUAUUUCUAUAGACAUGUCCGAAGGGUUGCAUUUGAGGUACAAAAUUAUUCACAAUGAUUUGAGUAUAAUAUUUAUAAGGUCUUUGGGUGUGGGUUUCAAAUGCAAGUGCAGUCAGGCUAAAGAUUUAAUACAAUAUUUAAGAUGGUAAGUGAAAGAACUUUGAAAAAGAGUGAGGAUACUUGAUGCCAGCAAUUUGUGAACAAUUUAUUUUAAUUUAAUAGUAUAUCGUUGUAGAAAAUUCAACCCAUGAUCAUUGAGCUAUAAAAUAACGGUGUUGAUGUGUUUCAGCAUUCCAUGAGAGACUAUUAAAACAUGCUUCCUUUUCAUUCCUAUA